UUAGCUCAGCUGGCUUAUUGUACCUCCCAGUCCGUCUGAAUUUUGCCGCAAAGCAAGCUGAAUCGAUACCAUUUCUAAACGUGUAUCCAAGGGGCGGUAGAAGAAACAACGAUGUAGCCGUUUGUUGUUCGUUUUCUUUCUUAACUGUACGUUGAUUUAGUGUAUGCGUGUUUUCUGUUAUGUUUAGCAUUAAUUUCUGUUUCCAUCGCCGCACCCACCAUAUUCAUUUUUAUUGUGGGCUAGCUAGCUAACGUUUGCUGGGAGCUAAUGUUGGCUUGGAGCCGGACAGCAGGUGCAGCGUUAUUUAAACAACAGAGAACAACUAGCGACUAGAAAGCAUCGGUGUCGUCUUAAAUAUAUUACGAACUCAACUAAAAUAAUAUUUUCGGUAUUUUGCUAAUGCUGACUAGCUUCAUAUUUAUACCAAUCUUCACCAUCCCGUAGCCUAGUAAAUAGUGCGUCUGUUAACGUACGGUAGUCACCAUGACAGGUGAGAAAAUACGCACCAUGCGAAAGGAUCACAACAAACCAAACAAAAAUGACGAGAUAAUGGACUCGUACGAUGAGACCUCCAACGGGACUAUUCCUAACGGUACCAGUAACCUUUUCAAGUCCAACAAGGCUUUUCAGAAAUCAGUCAAAACCUCGGUGCUGCAGCAGCAACAGCAGCUUAAUGCAAACAACAUAAAUGGUAAUUCAUCAAUCGGCACCAUUGUCAAUGACAACAACAAGAACCCAAUAAUUCUGACAAGUGAGGACUUGGAGUUUCCUGUUCAUGAAUGCGUGUUCAAGGGAGAUGUGCGUCGGCUCUCCUCUCUCAUCAGGACCCAUAGCAUCUCUCAGAAAGAUGUGCAUGGAAACACACCUCUUCACCUGGCUGUGAUGCUGGGCCACAAAGAGUGUGCUCUCCUUCUACUGGCCCAUAAUGCACCUGUAAAGAUAAAAAAUGCACAGGGAUGGAGUCCUCUAGCAGAAGCCAUCAGCUACGGUGACAGGCAAAUGAUCACAGCAAUACUGCGGAAGUUAAAGCAGCAGUCAAGAGAGAGUGUGGAAGAUAAGAGGCCAAAAUUACUGAAAGCUCUCAGAGAGCUUGGUGACUUCUAUCUGGAGCUGCAUUGGGAUUUUCAGAGCUGGGUGCCUUUGCUGUCCCGGAUGCUGCCAUCGGAUGCCUGUAAAAUCUACAAACAGGGCAUCAAUAUCAGACUCGACACCACUCUCAUUGACUUCACUGAUAUGAAAUGUCAACGCGGAGAUCUUAGCUUCAUUUUCAACGGCGAUGCUGCGCCUUCCCAGUCCUUUGUUGUUCUGGACAACGAAGCGAAAGUGUACCAAAGAAUACACCACGAGGAGUCAGAGAUGGAGACUGAAGAAGAGGUGGAUAUUCUGAUGAGCAGCGACGUCUACUCUGCCACUCUGUCCACAAAGUCCAUCACUUUCUCUCGUAGUCAGAUUGGCUGGCUCUUCAGAGAGGAUAAAACAGAGAGGGUUGGGAACUUCCUGGCUGAUUUCUAUGCAGUGAACGGUCUCGUGCUCGAGUCGAGGAAAAGGCGAGAGCACCUGAGUGAAGAAGACAUCUUGAGGAACAAAGCCAUCAUGGAGAGUUUGAGUAAAGGAGGCAGCAUCAGUGAGCAGAACUUUGAGCCUGUGAGAAGACAGUCCCUCACAGCUCCAGCCCCCAACACAAUUUCUUGGGAAGAGUACAUAACUGCAGAGCACGGAAAGCCUCCUCAUCUCGGCAGAGAGCUUGUGUGUAAGGAAAGCAAGAAGAACUUCAAAGCUACUGUAGCUAUGAGCCAGGAUUUCCCUCUAGGCAUCGAGUCGUUACUAAACGUGUUGGAAGUCAUCGCCCCGUUCAAGCACUUCAACAAACUCAGAGAGUUUGUACAGAUGAAACUUCCACCUGGGUUUCCAGUCAAACUCGACAUCCCCGUCUUCCCCACCAUCACAGCUACUGUCACCUUUCAGGAAUUCCGCUACGACGAAUUUGAAGAUUCUAUUUUCUUCAUCCCUGCUGAAUACAAAGAAGAUCCCAGUCGCUUCCCGGACCUCUGACCUGUAAACACAUCUGACACAAACGGGAAAUGACAAGCGAGUUGGGUAGAGCAGGAGCAGAAAAGAGGAAUCCUGUGUUGUUUUAUUCUGUGUGUAUAUUAGCCGUUAAAAAAGGAAAAAAAGAGGGGUGGGGUAGAGGGGCGCUGGUCUUAUUGAUCGGCCACCGUUCAUUUCGCUGAUGGAUCCAAAGCAAAUCAAUGCAAACAGAUGCUACAGAGCACCAUCUCGCAUAUAGAUGCGUAUCGGCAGUCGUUCUUGUGAAAUGAGUGAUAGCUUUCAUUGUACUCGCUGUACACCAUCUGAGCAGUUAAACCCGCCGCUCUGUGCCGCUGUUCUCUACUGUGAAAGCUGUCAAACGACAAAGCCCGGACUCUUCAUCGCCACUAUUUUGAUAUCUACUGUCUCGUCAUCUCAAAGGACUGAUAACUGAAUUCUUAUUCUUGAAACUGCACUGGCACAGUCAUCUGUAAAUAAUUCACGUCUCAUCUGUAUUUCACAACGAAAAGAAUCACCAAUAUAGCUAUAUCCUCAAACUGAGCUUAAUAUUCAUUUCUAUAUUAUGUACUAUAUAUAUAUAUAAAUAUAUAUAUAAACUCAAAGGAGUAACACUGUGUAGCAAUACAUUUCCAGUACUUAAGAAUGUUUUUAACCAGCUGGGACAAGAUUUAGCAUAAAAACACAUUCUUAACAGUUCAAUAUCCAAGCCUUUUCCCCUGUGCAGGACGCAGUCUCCUGUAUUUUCAGGUUAGCUCAUGUUACCUCUCGGCUGUCUCCAUGUUUGUCGUGAUAGUAUGAACUCUGUACUCAGUGUGAGUGAAUAAUUGUACUAUUAUCGAGGAUUGUUCUAUGUACGUUUGUUGUGGGAGAACCCAGAUGGGAUAUCAGGUAAACUGUUCUUAGUUUAAUACUGCACUGAUACUAUGUAUAUUUAAGGCAUGCUAUGGCUGUGUUGGCCUCCUGGAUCACAUGCAUCUUUAAGCUAUAUUCUCUGAGCGUUUCUUAUAUUACCCGCAGACUCACUGGUAUUUAGAUCGAGGAAAAACUGAAAAUUAUAACACUAACACUUUGAAACACCUUUUAGUGCUUUUUUGAAUUUCUCUCCAUGAUGGUAGUCUGCCUAUAAUUUUCAUUUUUUAAAUAUAAAUAUACAUAAAUAAAUCCAAGGAGAGGAAACAAAGCUGUGAAGUUGAUAUUGCUGGAUAUCUUGACUGUCCAGAUAGGGAAAAAAAUAUGAUCACUGAGUUGUAUCUGGCUUCAGCUAAUAUGUACUGCAACCAUACCUACUUCACAUCCCUUUAAAUAAAGCACCAGCAUCAUGUUUCACCUGACUUUGUGCAAGUAUAAUAAAAAGACUCUCUUCUA
This is a messenger RNA of Acanthochromis polyacanthus (spiny chromis), 3414 nucleotides long. Its product is annotated as ankyrin repeat domain-containing protein 13C-like. The record is from RefSeq and is a predicted model, not a curated record. The transcript has 13 exons. Gene Ontology annotation, cellular component: cytoplasm. Lineage: Eukaryota; Metazoa; Chordata; Actinopteri; Pomacentridae. Gene Ontology annotation, molecular function: protein binding. Bases 484 to 2052 code for a protein of 522 amino acids.